AUGUUAAUGUCAUUAAUUAUAGAAAACACAGUCUAAACACUGACUGUGUUAGCUUUAAAAAAUCAUGUAACAAGCGAAUUAAAUUGUAUUCAUAUUUUUAAAUCCAUAUAGUUUAAGGGGUGCAAGUUAGUCUGUAAAAGUCAGUCAUUGUCUACGGUGAACAAUGGGAGACAGGUACAAUAUUCACAGUCAGUUAGAGCACCUGCAGUCGAAGUACAUCGGGACGGGUCACGCGGACACCAACAAGUGGGAGUGGCUCACCAACCAGCACCGAGACAGCUACGCAUCGUACCUCGGCCACUUCGACACACUCAAUUACUUUGCACUGGCAGAAAAUGAAGCGAGAGCACGAGUGAAGUUCAACAUCAUGGAGCGGAUGUUGCAGCCCUGUGGACCUCCGCCAAAACGGCCCGAAGAUUAGGACACUGUGAUCUGGCCCACUCUGACCGGAACUCUGGCACCCUGUGACCUGAGUGACCACAAGACUGGCACUGUUUAUUAAUUCGCCAGCAGACAUGUCUUUUAAACUGUACAACUCUCAGGUAGGCAUAUGCCUAAUUAAGUGACGGCCCACUUGUAUAAUAUUUUGUUAAUAAAUUCGACAUUUCUCAGUUGUCCAGGCUCAUACCAUCUUGUGGAUCACAGUAGACAUCAUUGCAGUUAAAUUAAUUGUGUGCUCUAUAAUUUAGGAAAAUCCAAUACAGCUGCUAGGGCUCGACCUUCACGGUAAUUUCAUGGUUAUAAUCUUAAAAAAUACUUGUUUUACAAUAAUGUUAGCAUGUGUAAAGGUUGUACUCUUUGAAAGAAAAAUGGGGCUGUUCGACAGUUAUGCGACUCACAAACUUGGCCAUUGUUGUAUACCCACAUCCCACUUAACAUGCUAAGAUUGUUCGGUCUCUUCGAAAAUUACGAAAUACUAUUGUUAACACUCCUAUCUCUCUGUGUACUGUGCCUGGUAUAAUUUGUCCAAUAAAAUUGCAGGAUUCAUACAGAUUUGAAAAGUGUUUUAAUGUGAGUGAUUAUAAUGAAAAGCCCUUGAAUUUGUGAAAACUGCUUGAAUUUGAGAAAAUCGUGAAACGUUCUUAAAUCAUGGCAUAUAUUACCAUUGAUAAAUAUUAAACUUUACCUUCCUCAA
Messenger RNA from Gigantopelta aegis, 1135 nucleotides. RefSeq names its product splicing factor 3B subunit 5. Gene Ontology annotation, cellular component: precatalytic spliceosome; U2 snRNP. The record is from RefSeq and is a predicted model, not a curated record. The transcript is spliced from 2 exons. Gene Ontology annotation, biological process: mRNA splicing, via spliceosome. NCBI's taxonomy places the organism in Eukaryota, Metazoa, Mollusca, Gastropoda, Neomphalida, Peltospiridae. Bases 164 to 421 code for a protein of 85 amino acids.